AGCCGCCGCCGCGAGCCCCGUGCUGUUAAUGGACCGGCCGCUCUUCUUACUAGACUUUCUUCUUCACACGACCUAAGGACUCGCCCCGAGAAGAGGCUGCAGGGCUGUUGCUGCUCGGUCCCGUUGGCUCCACAAUGGUUGAUUUUCUAGCUGAAAAUAAUCUGUGUGGCCAGGCCAUUCUUAGGAUCGUCUCCUGUGGAAAUGCCAUCAUUGCAGAACUUUUAAGACUUUCCGAAUUUAUCCCCGGUGUUUUCAGGCUAAAGGACAAGGCUGAUCAACAGAAGUAUGGGGACAUCAUAUUUGAUUUCAGUUAUUUUAAGGGGCCUGAGAUUUGUGAAGGCAAACUGGAAGCCAAACCUGAGUUACUGGAUUUAGAUGAAGAAUUCCGUGAAAACAACAUUGAAAUUUUGACGAGAUUUUAUCUGGCUUUUCAGAGCGUUCAUAAAUACAUUGUAGAUUUAAACAGAUAUUUAGAUGACCUCAAUGAAGGCAUUUACAUUCAGCAAACAUUAGAAACUGUCCUCCUUAAUGAAGAUGGAAAACAGCUUCUAUGUGAAGCACUCUAUCUAUAUGGAGUCAUGUUGUUGGUCAUUGACCAGAAGAUUGAAGGAGAGGUCAGAGAAAGAAUGUUGGUUUCCUACUACAGAUACAGUGCAGCCCGAUCGUCUGCUGAUUCCAAUUUAGAUGAUAUUUGCAAGUUGCUUCGGAGCACCGGCUACUCCAGCCAGCCUGGGGCUAAGAGGCCUCCCAACUACCCUGAGAGCUACUUCAGCAGGGUGCCCAUAAGUGAGACAUUCAUCAGCAUGGUCAUUGGCCGCCUCCGGUCGGACGACAUUUAUAACCAGGUUUCUGCAUAUCCUUUACCAGAACACCGCAGCACUGCACUGGCCACUCAGGCUGCCAUGCUCUAUGUCAUACUCUAUUUUGACCCUUCUAUUCUUCACACUCAGCAAGCAAAAAUGAGAGAGAUAGUGGAUAAAUACUUUCCAGAUAAUUGGGUUAUUAGCAUUUACAUGGGAAUUGCUGUAAAUUUAGCAGAAGCAUGGGAACCCUACAAAGCUGCCAAAACUGCCCUCAACUACACACUGGAUCUUUCAAAUGUGAAAGAGCAGGCUAGCAGAUACGCCGUAGUCACUGAGCGUGUGCACGCUCAAGUGCAGCAGUUCCUCAAAGAGGGCUGUCUAAGGGAAGAGCUGGUGCUGGACAACAUUCCCAAGCUGCUGAACUGCCUGCGAGACUGCAACGUAGCCAUCCGCUGGCUCAUGCUUCACACUGCAGACACAGCUUGUGACCCAAAUAACAAACGUCUCCGCCAGAUAAAGGAUCAAAUUCUGACAGAUUCAAGGUACAAUCCCAAGAUCCUCUUCCAGCUGCUACUGGACACAGCUCAGUUUGAAUUCAUUUUAAAAGAGAUGUUCAAGCAGAUGCUGUCAGAAAAACAAACAAAAUGGGAAAACUAUAAAAAAGAAGGGUCUGAAAGGAUGACUGAGCUUGCUGAUGUCUUCUCAGGAGUUAAGCCUCUUACCAGAGUGGAGAAAAAUGAAAAUCUUCAGGCUUGGUUCAGAGAAAUCUCCAAGCAAAUAAUGUCCCUGAACUAUGAUGAUUCCACUGCAGCAGGGAGGAAAACUGUGCAGCUAAUACAGGCUCUGGAAGAGGUCCAGGAAUUUCACCAGCUGGAAUCUAACCUGCAAGUUUGUCAGUUUUUGGCCGACACGCGCAAAUUUCUUCAUCAGAUGAUCCGAACUAUCAACAUUAAAGAAGAAGUCUUGAUCACCAUGCAGAUAGUUGGUGAUUUGUCUUAUGCUUGGCAAUUAAUCGACAGCUUUACCUCUAUAAUGCAGGAAAGCAUAAGAGUCAACCCAUCUAUGGUAACUAAACUCAGAGCCACCUUUCUGAAGCUUGCUUCUGCUCUUGAUUUGCCACUUCUCCGUAUCAAUCAAGCCAACAGCCCUGAUCUUCUCAGCGUCUCACAGUACUAUUCUGGCGAGUUAGUUUCCUAUGUAAGAAAGGUCCUGCAGAUCAUUCCAGAAAGCAUGUUUACCUCUCUCCUCAAAAUUAUAAAGCUUCAGACUCAUGAUAUUAUUGAAGUGCCCACUCGCCUUGAUAAGGACAAGCUACGAGAUUAUGCUCAGCUUGGACCACGAUAUGAGGUGGCCAAGCUAACCCACGCGAUUUCAAUCUUCACUGAAGGUAUCCUCAUGAUGAAAACUACUUUAGUUGGUAUCAUCAAGGUGGAUCCAAAACAGUUGCUAGAGGAUGGAAUAAGGAAGGAGCUAGUAAAACGAGUUGCUCUAGCUCUUCACAGGGGACUUAUCUUUAAUCCUAGAGCCAAGCCAAGCGAACUGAUGCCCAAAUUGAAAGAAAUGGCAGCUACAAUGGAUGGAUUCCACCGAUCAUUUGAAUAUAUCCAGGAUUAUGUCAACAUAUAUGGUUUAAAAAUUUGGCAAGAAGAAGUUUCUCGCAUUAUUAACUACAAUGUUGAACAGGAGUGCAAUAACUUCCUCAGAACAAAGAUUCAAGACUGGCAAAGCAUAUACCAGUCUACUCACAUUCCUAUACCAAAAUUCACACCUGUGGAUGAAUCUGUGACAUUUAUUGGUCGUCUUUGUAGAGAAAUCCUGAGGAUCACAGAUCCAAAAUUUACAUGUUACAUUGACCAAAUGAACACCUGGUAUGAUACCAAAACUCAUCAGGAGGUCACCAGUAGUCGUCUCUUCUCAGAGAUCCAAGAUACUUUAGGUACCUUUGGUCUCAAUGGUCUAGACAGGCUGCUCUGUUUCAUGAUUGUGAAGGAGCUGCAGAAUUUCCUCAGCAUGUUUCAGAAAAAUAUAUUACGAGACAGGACAGUACAGGAUACCUUAAAAGCCCUUAUGAAUGCUGUCAGUCCUCUCAAAGGAAUUAUAGCAAAUUCAAACAAAGUUUAUUCUACAGCAAUUGCAAAAACUCAGAAGGUGUGGACAGCCUAUUUAGACUCCAUAAUGAAGGUUGGUCAGAUGCAGCUGUUGAGACGGCAGAUUACCAAUGAAUUGAACUAUUCCUGCAGGUUUGACUCCAAACACUUGGCUGCUGCUUUGGAAAAUCUCAAUAAAGCAAUACUAGCUGACAUUGAAGCACAUUAUCAGAAUCCAUCACUGCCUUACCCUAAAGAAGACAACACUCUUCUGUAUGAGAUCACGGCUUAUUUGGAAGCAGCUGGCAUUCACAAUCCACUGAAUAAGAUCUACAUAACAACAAAACGGCUCCCGUAUUUUCCCACUGUCAACUUCCUGUUUCUGAUUUCCCAGUUUCCCAAGCUUCAGUACAACAAAAACUUAGGCGUGGUGUGCAAACGGCCAGCUGAUCAGAUUGACUGGCUUCCUUUGGUCCUUGGUCUCCUCACCCUCUUGAAGCAGUUUCACUCCAGAUACACAGAGCAGUUUCUGGCUCUGAUCGGCCAGUUCAUUCGCUCAGCRAUGGAGCAGUGCACAAGUCAAAAGAUACCAGAGAUGCCUGCUGAUGUGGUGGCUGCCCUCAUGUUCCUGGAAGACUAUAUUCGCUAUACAAAGUUACCAAGAAAGGUUGUCGAAGCACACGUGCCUAGUUUCAUUUUUGAUGAGUUCAGAACUGUUCUGUGAUCACAGAAGAGGGCCAGGUCCUCCUCCAAGCCCRAAUCAGGGAAGUGGGGACUGAAGGUGACACAAACACUGCUCUUCAGAACUGAAUCUUCUCUGUUUUGAGGCAAUAUCUACAACUGUCUGUAUGAAAUGCAACUACUAUGAAUAAUUAACAGUUGUUUAAAUCUUGGCAUCUUACGCAAUUUCUAGCUCAUCCAAACACUGUACAUUUUGUACUGCAUAUUAUAAAUGCUGUAUGUAAUUGUUUGUGUAUAAAUCAUUUAGAGUUUUCUGUUGUUGUUCUGAAUAACUAUUUGUGAAAAUUUUGACU
This is a messenger RNA of Nothoprocta perdicaria, 3924 nucleotides long. RefSeq names its product WASH complex subunit 5 (gene WASHC5). The record is from RefSeq and is a predicted model, not a curated record. Bases 135 to 3614 code for a protein of 1159 amino acids. Gene Ontology annotation, biological process: endosome organization; actin filament polymerization; regulation of actin nucleation. NCBI's taxonomy places the organism in Eukaryota, Metazoa, Chordata, Aves, Tinamiformes, Tinamidae. The transcript has 29 exons. Gene Ontology annotation, cellular component: endosome; WASH complex.